Hippoglossus stenolepis (Pacific halibut) is the source of this 3208-nucleotide messenger RNA. Its product is annotated as protein yippee-like 2. The coding region runs from base 271 to 630 and encodes 119 amino acids. NCBI's taxonomy places the organism in Eukaryota, Metazoa, Chordata, Actinopteri, Pleuronectiformes, Pleuronectidae. The transcript has 5 exons. The record is from RefSeq and is a predicted model, not a curated record.
AUUGCGUCUCCUGCAGAAGUCGCUGGGCCGAGGAGAAGCGCCGGAGACUCGCGGCUGGAGGCAUCGCGGGCUGUGGGGUUUGCCACUGACACGAGGAAGGAGCUGCCACAUUUCCUGGCUACGUGGAGAUCCGCAGUUUUUUCUCCCCUCCAAAGGUGUUCGCCUCCCGACCCACCGCCCACCACGGCCCUCACCUGUGUGUUGCGGUGCUUCCCUUGUGAGCCGACCUGGGCUGGCAGUCCGUUCUUGCACCGCCCGCCAACCCCGCCCAUGGUCAGAAUGACGCGCUCCAAGACCUUCCAGGCGUACCUGCCGAGCUGCCACCGGACCUACAGCUGCAUCCACUGCCGAGCUCACCUGGCCAACCACGAUGAGCUCAUCUCCAAGUCAUUCCAGGGCAGCCAGGGCAGAGCCUACCUGUUUAACUCAGUGGUGAACGUCGGGUGUGGCCCUGCAGAGGAGAGAGUGUUGCUCACAGGCCUGCACGCAGUAGCAGAUAUCUACUGUGAGAACUGCAAGACGACCCUGGGCUGGAAAUACGAACAUGCAUUUGAGAGCAGUCAGAAGUAUAAAGAGGGCAAGUUCAUCAUUGAGCUGGCCCACAUGAUCAAGGACAACGGCUGGGACUGAGGGACAAGCACCCGGGACAUGACUGACCGCAACAGUGGAGGGGGGGUACAAAUGGAUAGAGGAGGGGGAGCAGGGGGGGAACGUGUGUGGUGGGUGAGUGUGUGACUUUGGUUUGGCUGAUUUACCAUUAACCUUUGUAACUCUCUGCCAAUCCCUCCCUACCAUGGCUCUUGAUGUACACACACACACACACACACACACACACACACACACACACACACACACACACACACACACACACACACACACACACACACACACACACACACACACACACACACACACACACACACACACACACACACACACACACACAUCAAGAUCCCAAACAUCCCAGCUUGACAGACUAGGCAGGCUUGUAUGCAGCUAGCAGGACUAGGUGACUGGCCAGCAAUAGUGAUGUCUUUUUUUCUCGUUUUUUGUUUGUUUCUGAAACAUGAUUCGAUAACUCUUAAAAAGGUGAUAACACUCCUUUUAUACCUUCUAGGAAACAUUGACAUUGUCUGAAGCGCUCCAUCUUGUCUAACAAUGACGUUAAAGCCAGUUGUUGACAGGUGAUUCAGUGGAAAUUUAGCCGGAAGGAGGGCAGUCGGCACGGCACGGCAUGGCGUGGGUUCAUUGGCCUGAAGCGCUGAUGGACAUUCACUCCGUAGCAUGAAUGAGAUGAGCUAAAAUCCAGCUGAUCGGGGCCGUGCCAGCUGGGCCAGUGAUGAGGCCUGGUGCUGAGGCUUGGCACGGAGGCCUGAGCAAAUGGGCGUGGGGAGGGGCGGGGGGGCUCACUCAGCUCAGUAUGGUGGUGAGGAGAAGAUCCUGAUCCAGUUAUGCAGAGGCUUUAUGGCAUUCUGGCCGGGAUCCACUCCACGUCUUGCUGGUGAUGCAGUUGACGACGAGCAGAGUGAGCCCACAGCGAACAGAACGACGGCCAUUGGCUCGUCCUAAAACCUCGCAGGAAUUUGCUCUCGCAGCAGCAGCAGCAGAGCAGCUCCCCCUGGGGUUUAUUCUUCGUUCGAUUCGUAGUGUCAUGUAAAGUGAUCUCGUCAUCCCUCCUUUGUAUGUCUGGUGCCGGCGGAAUCGCUGCGUCCACCUUUGUUUCUUUGUCACAUAGAAUUAUACAACAUAAGCUUGUCUCAGGUGAGCGACUUUCGCUGGGAUUCCCAAAGGUUUCUGUUGUUGGUCAAUGACCAUCGAUGACGAGGCUCCAUCAGCUAGUGGGGGCCCGCCAGUGAUCAUUCAGACACAAACACAACCACUGUUAUCAGACAAAAAACAGACUUACUCAGUUUGAUUUGAAAACACAAAUGGCCAAAGCAUGACUGGUUUCAUGGGCUUAGGGAAAAUGAAAAUAGUAAAAAAAAAAUCAACUCAAAUAGUAAGUAAUGAUUUUUACUGAAGUAACGAGGUAUAGACAUGACCACAGAGGUGUGCAUUAAAGAUGCAUAUGUAUAAACAGGUAAUACCCAUCACUCUUAGGCUCUAUUUCAGUCUGGGAUGGCGGUUGUUUAACUGCUGUUACACCGACUUUCACUAACAUAACAAACCAACUGGGCAACAUUGUGAAGCAAUGCACUAGAUAGAUAUAUUUUAUAAUUUGUUUGUACCAAGACAUUAUCUUUUUCGGUUUUGCCUCAGAUUUAGAUCAUUUUUCACGUUUUUUCCACCUCAGUUGACUCACUUAAUAGUCCUCAUGCAUCAUGGACCUUUGAGUUAUGAUACCUGGGUAAUAUUUGUGGCAACAUUUAUGAAAAUGUAUUAUUUUCGAAUUAGAUUUAAAACUACAGCUUUCUGAUCAGAUUUGUUCUCAGUCCUCAUGUUUUUGUGGAAAAAGAGAAAAACUUCACGUGUAUGAGAGUUGCACUGAAACCUUGUGCUGUAAUACAACAUCUAAUGAGAUAGAUCACCGCUCAUUUGAGCUGUAAGAGCCCAAAAGCAUAAGAGAUUGUAAAAACAAACUGAGUUGCCCUGUCACAUGUAGUUUCCUGUUAUUGUGAAAACUGCUCUAGAAGUUGCCCUGUAUAUGGUGUUACCCUGUUAACUCAAAGUAAACGGUUAACUCUCCUCAGUAAUACUCAGCAGCUGCCCGCUCAGUCGGAGGCUACGACAUGAAACCCAGCACAACCAAAGAAGCCACCCAUCAACAAUAAGUUGCCCAAACAAGAUGAAUCUUGUUUGGGCAAAGUGUUGCAGAACAAGGGGGUGUGUGUAUAGCUGAAAGCCAAGGUUGUGGAUAGCCUUUCUCUGUGAUAUAUGUAAUGCAUUAUGAUUUUGUAAACAAAAAGAUCUUAAUAUAUGAAUAUAUUCUAUUUACUGUAUUCACCACGAGGAUUACCAUUAAUGUCGACCUCUGUGUUACAGACUGUAAAUAGUGUUAAUGUAUUGUGUUUUAUCUAUGAUCCAUAUGAUAAUGAAUGAAUAUGAUUUAGGACAUGUCAUGCUUUCUCUCUGGUACCCCACAUUGGCUGUACGAUACUACUUUUAUACUGAAAAUGUUUCAAUUUUAAUGUCUUUUGUAAAGGAGGAUGCUGAUGUUGACUAUAUAUCAUUGGAUCUUCAUCUAAUAAAAAGCACCUUGAUAUCUGUA